GCUGAUAAUCCCUAAAUUUUUUUUUACUACGGCUUUCAGCUCAAGUUGGUUUGGCCUAUAUUAGCUGCAGCUCGAAUUUUGAGUGCUAGCCUUAAACUACUCGGCCCCAUCGUCAAUCCUUCCUCAACACAUUCAAAAUGAUUUCGCCUUUUCAUCAACUGAAGAAACCGGCUGACCAGCAAAACGCAAUGAGAAAAUACCCUCAGUUCAAUCCUAAUCUUGUACCAGGUAGAACGAUUGCUGCUGCCGCCGCUGCAGCAAAUGAGGAUAGCUGUGAAUUCGGCUCUCCGAAAUACUUCGCCCUCUGCGGUUUGGGCGGCAUCAUAUCGUGCGGUUUAACUCACACCAUGGUUACACCUCUGGAUUUGGUCAAGUGCCGGCUUCAAGUAAACCCAGCAAAGUACAAGAACUUAAUCAACGGCUUCAAAGUUACCAUGGCCGAUGAAGGUGUUAGGGGGUUGGCUAAGGGCUGGGCGCCUACCGCCAUUGGUUAUUCCAUUCAGGGCUUGGGAAAGUUUGGACUGUACGAAUAUUUUAAAAUUUUGUACGGCAACAUUAUUGGUGAAGAAAACUCCUACUACUGGCGGACAUCACUUUACUUAGCAGCUUCGGCGUCAGCAGAACUUUUUGCAGACAUCGGUCUUGUGCCUCUCGAGUCCAUUAAAGUCAAAAUUCAAACUACUCCGGGUUUCGCAAAUAACAUGCGUGAAGCUGUUCCGAAAAUGAUUCAACAAGAAGGUGUGUCUGCAUUCUUUAAGAGUUUGGUACCACUAUGGAUGCGGCAAAUUCCAUACACCAUGAUGAAGUUUGCUUGUUUCGAAAGAACCGUCGAAUUAAUUUACAUGCAUGUUGUGCCCAAGCCCCGAGCCGAGUGUACCAAAGGAGAACAGCUGGUAGUUACCUUCGCUGCUGGUUACAUUGCAGGAGUAUUUUGUGCUGUUGUUUCUCAUCCUGCCGACACACUUGUGUCAAAAUUGAACCAAGAAAAAGGCGCUUCCUCUGUCGACGUACUGAAGAAAAUUGGAUUUGGUGGUUUGUGGAAAGGUUUGGGCCCUAGGAUUAUUAUGAUUGGUACCUUGACAGCUUUGCAAUGGUUCAUAUACGAUUUUGUGAAAGUCUCUUUGAACAUUCCUCGCCCACCACCACCCGCACCGCCCAAGGGAAAGAGUGAAUAGGUUAUUACAAAAUAUAGUGUGAUUAUUUUGAGAAUUUAAAAUUAUUAGCCUUAUUCAAAUGAACAAAUUUUACAUUUGCCUGGACUAAGACUAAUAGCUUUGAAUUUGUAUUAAUGCAGCCGUCAAUAUUAAAUUGCUUUUAAAAAUCUUGUUUGAACACUAGACGCUUGAAUCAUCAUUCCGAUCAAAACCAGCACCUCAUUUAAAUGUAUUUAUUAAUUUUAGAAGUUUCAAAUAACUAUCAGUUUGUAUUAUGUAUUAUUGUGUAUUCAAUGUUUUUUUUUUGCUUCAUAAAGUUACUUAUGUUAUCAUUUUUGUUAAACAAAGUCGCUUAAAAUCUAGUAUUUACAUAUACACUUAGUAUGUCUGUAUGUAGUUGUUAAAUAUUUAAUGUAUGUUACCAAAAUUAUUACCCAAAGAAAACUAAUUUUCAACAAUUAUCACAGUAGUCUUAUAGAAAUAAACCAUAGUUUUAGGUGUGUUAUAAAUAGAUUGAAAUACUUGGCACGUCUCCUCAAAUAUACUUUAAUUUAUAUGUUGUAGUUUGUUAAGCAUUUCAAUACUUAUGUAGAACAAGUAUCACUUAAAAUUGUAUUACAAUGUGUGUACUUUAUAUUUAAGUAUCAACAGUCAAUAAUUGUUUUUAGUUUGUUUUUUU
This is a messenger RNA of Adelges cooleyi (spruce gall adelgid), 1833 nucleotides long. RefSeq names its product phosphate carrier protein, mitochondrial-like. The record is from RefSeq and is a predicted model, not a curated record. Gene Ontology annotation, cellular component: mitochondrial inner membrane. Lineage: Eukaryota; Metazoa; Arthropoda; Insecta; Hemiptera; Adelgidae. The transcript has 2 exons. The coding region runs from base 138 to 1175 and encodes 345 amino acids. Gene Ontology annotation, molecular function: phosphate transmembrane transporter activity. Gene Ontology annotation, biological process: mitochondrial phosphate ion transmembrane transport.